Drosophila ficusphila is the source of this 1463-nucleotide messenger RNA. Its product is annotated as gastrula zinc finger protein XlCGF8.2DB. NCBI's taxonomy places the organism in Eukaryota, Metazoa, Arthropoda, Insecta, Diptera, Drosophilidae. The transcript is spliced from 2 exons. Gene Ontology annotation, molecular function: RNA polymerase II transcription regulatory region sequence-specific DNA binding; DNA-binding transcription factor activity, RNA polymerase II-specific. Gene Ontology annotation, biological process: regulation of transcription by RNA polymerase II. The record is from RefSeq and is a predicted model, not a curated record. Gene Ontology annotation, cellular component: nucleus. The coding region runs from base 104 to 1144 and encodes 346 amino acids.
CAAAGCGAUAGUGCAUUAUAACCCGGCAGCUUUUACCAUCUCUAGAAAACAAAAACAAAGCGAAACACUGCAAGCUGGAAAUUUAUUAAUAAAUAUUUAAAUAAUGGAGCCAAGUACUAUGCAAUACGAUGUUAGCAGGUUCAAAACCUUGUUUGUCACCAGGGAUGAAGGGCAAGAGGAGAUCUCAAACAUGGUCUUUAGAUCCGAAUUCUAUGAUGAGGAGUUGGCAUUGGAACGGGAAGAACAGGAGCUUGAGGAACGAAAUCUGAGUAACCAGCAAUCACUGGGUGGAUCCGCAUCCUUUAUCUGCAGGCACUGUCCAGAGGUGUUCUUCAGCAAGAAAGAUUUAACCGCCCAUCGUCCCAUUCACCGGUUGAAAAGUAAUAAGCGAAAACCCACAUCCGGAUUCCCCUGCGACAUCUGCGACAAGGUCUUUCAAAGACGCAACGCCCUCGCGGAUCACAUGAAUGGUCACAACGGGGUACGGAACUACCCAUGCCCGGAGUGUCCAGCUCGCUUUGUGCAGCGCAGCAACAGGGAUUGCCAUCUGAAGAGCAUCCACCUGAAGACAUAUCUGCACUCCUGUACGGAGCCGGGAUGUAGAAGACGUUUCAAGCAAAAGCGGGAACGAGACCAGCAUGUGAAAACGGUCCAUCGGAAGGAGAGAAACUUCGUUUGCGAGAUCUGCACGGCUAGCUUCAGUCAUCCCAUUAACUACAAGAAACACUUGGCGUCCCAUACUGCUGAGAAGCAAUAUAGUUGUCACAUUUGUGGCAAAUUUUUUGGGCGGCCUGAAAACCGGGAUAUUCACCUCUUUGUCCACAGUACAAGUAAGGCAUAUGUCUGUUCCGUUUGUGGUGCAGAUUAUAUGCGACGCAAUCAAUUGAUUCGUCAUAGUUCAGAGAGUGGCCACCUCAACGACCGGAUUGUACGACAGAAGCCUCAGUUUAGCCCCGCCUUUGCUAGGAAACCCUUUGCUAAAGAUCAGGUUCCAAAGAAAUCCUAUCAGGAGAAAAAAGCUCGGGAGGAAAUUACACAAGAAAAUCUGCAAGAUGCACAAGGAGAGCAGUUUGUGGAUGCGGAAGAAAUUCCUAAAAUAUUUACAGAAGAAGAGGAGCCAUUUGAUCAGGUCUGCAUAAUGUGAGCGGAUAAAAGGUAAUUGGCCUUAAAAAUACAAAAGAGGAAAAAUAAUCAGGUUAGUUCGUUUAAGACACAAAGUAAUAGAUGUUAGGUAAAGUUAAAAUAAGAAUCGAAACUGAAAUAUUGUUAUAUAUUACGUUAUUAAUAUAUCAAUGAAAUAAUCUAUAUAAGAAAUCAAAAGCUAAUUAAAAUCUUAGGAUCUUGGAAUUAUGCUUUAUGCGGAAAUAAUCAUUUACGAAUGAUAUAAAAAUAAACAAUUAUUACCGUAUGCAAGACAUGUGUUAAAGACGUCAGGUGAAAAAUAAAAAAUAAGCGAAUGAAAA